GGACUAUGCCUAUUGAAAGACAGCUCUUGAAAUAUUACCAAGAGAGGGUGUAUCGCUUUAAUAACGAUCAUGUGAAUAACACUGCAUUGUGGCAAGAAAUUGUGCAUAAGCUGGAGAAAGAAGCAUCAUACUCUACAACUGUGGAUAAGAUUCGGAGUCGUUUCUACGAGUUGACUAAGCAAUUUUCAGUAAUGGAACAGCAUAAUGCUCAACCUGGCACUAUACGUAGAGAAAGCAGACACCACGAGAUGCUAGCUGAGAUCUACAGCAUCUAUAAUUAUUGGCCUCAUGAUAGAUCUGCUAUUAAACUAGAAAAAUCGAACAUCAUUAGGAUGCGACAAGGUAAUAACAGUUUCAUCUAUGUGUAAUGACAAUCAUUUGGAAAAAAUAACAUUUGGGCAUGCACUUUUUUCCUGAUUAUGCACUUGUGCAUUUAUGCCCAUUCUUAUAUUAGACCAAAAUUUAAUACAGCCACUCCUUACUUAGUGAUGUACUCA
Molecule: messenger RNA, 497 nt
Organism: Cherax quadricarinatus
Lineage: Eukaryota; Metazoa; Arthropoda; Malacostraca; Decapoda; Parastacidae
Source: RefSeq, a predicted model, not a curated record